Dothidotthia symphoricarpi CBS 119687 is the source of this 1079-nucleotide messenger RNA. RefSeq lists its product as uncharacterized. The transcript is spliced from 4 exons. The coding region runs from base 1 to 615 and encodes 204 amino acids. The record is from RefSeq and is a predicted model, not a curated record. Gene Ontology annotation, molecular function: protein binding. NCBI's taxonomy places the organism in Eukaryota, Fungi, Ascomycota, Dothideomycetes, Pleosporales, Dothidotthiaceae.
AUGUAUCCCCGCACUUCCCAACCGCAAAAUACAGUCCUUUACACUCAGUGCAAUAGUAUAACGCAUCAUUUCAAAUCGACAACCAUUAUAAUUGAAGCGGACGAGUAUAACUGGCACUCAACUGCAACGUCUCAAUAUCUUGUUGUACAAGCCAGAGAUGCGGGUGAAGGUGAGGGUGAAGCUUCUUGUUCCACCUCAUUGCACGCCAUUGUCAAUCUGCUCACCAUGACGACAAACAAAGAGAUACUCAAAGCUAGGAGUGGACCUCGAGCAAGCGCGAUCGCUGUACCAAGUACCAUUGUUGUGAAGGUUGGAGUCGAACAGAAGAGAUAUACACUACACAAAAAGCUUCUCGAGCACCAUUCGGGCUUCUUUCGAGGCGCGCUGUCUGGCAAGUUCAAAGAGACAGCUGAUGGUGUUAUCUCUAUCCGCCAGGUCGACACCGACGCAUUCGAUAUCUUUGUCGACUGGAUGUACGAGAAGAAGCUGUCGGAACACGUGCGAGCGCCUUCUCUGUCCGCAGAUCGUAUUUUAGUUAAAUACCGUGCCUACAUUGCAGCAGACAUGCUCUUAGCUGCCGAAUGGAAAGAUGCUUUAAUGGAAAACAUCUCCUAAGUUAUACGCCGAGCCCCACCCUAUCCGCUCGUGGUAAUUCGCGUUUUCGAAAAUUUACCCGCGGAGGACCCUAUGCUUCAGUUGCUUGUGGACAGUUGGUAUGUCAAUGAUGGUUUUGGCAGUAUUACCGAAGAGCAGCUUUAUCUUGUGUCUCAGCUUCCACACGAGUUCUAUACACGAUGGAUUCUCAAAUAUGUUAAGUUACAAGAUGGAAAACCGAGAAAGAAGCGGAACGCGAAAAGCAGGCGUUGACCGAGAUUUGACCGACUGAACGUAAGGAAGGGAAUCUUGAAUGGCGAGAGAAUGGACUGCGUAUGUCGGAACAAACACGUCGGCGAUAGUCUCCGAGCGAUGGGCUGAUGAAACACUUGAAAAGAAUCUGGCAGAAAUUAGGGAUGUAGUCAAUCUAAAGGGUUUCUUGACACGAUCAUGAACAUUCGAAACCUUGUCAAAGUUGAGUUGUG